Knipowitschia caucasica is the source of this 324-nucleotide messenger RNA. The record is from the annotation of a GenBank genome assembly. NCBI's taxonomy places the organism in Eukaryota, Metazoa, Chordata, Actinopteri, Gobiiformes, Gobiidae.
AUGCGUCCGCCGCGCCAGCAGCUACCCUUAGCCCCAUGCAGCCCCCGGGUUUAUCUGUUUUGCGUUGCGGUCUUGCCGGCCCCCUUCCCCCGGCCACCCCGCCCUCCCCCUCACCUCGCCGACAACCCCGCCUCCCCACCCCGGCGUGGAUCUGCCCCCCGGGCACCCCCACCACCCCAGGCACCCCCGGGCUACUCCCCCGCUCACCGAGCGACUCACCCCCACGACAUCUCUAACCGCAAGGCCGUGUCCAGGUCUUCAUCCUCCGGCACGCCCCACGCCCCCCCCCUUAUCCUCCGUGGUUCGCGUGUUCCCUCCCCUUAA